AUGGAGGCGAUACUUGAGAAAAUUAAUAAUCUCACUCAACAACAAGAUGUGACGGGCCAGGAGAUUCAGCGUCUUUUGAGUAACUACCGGAAAGAUUCGGUAGCUCGUAAGACAAGGGAAUAUCUCACGACGAGAUUGGAACAAUUGGAAAAUCUCUGGACAGCCUUUUCGGAGAGAAAUGAAGAGCUUGAAGAGUUAGCGCAUUAUCUUCCAGCUCAUCCAUAUUUCGAGAAACAAUAUUUCUCUUCAAUGCAGCGCGAGUACACCAAGUACAAGGAGGACAUUGCGGAACGCCUUCAGGGUUUGGAAGGCACGUCCAAGUUGAAUAUCGAUUUAGGUAAAUCAGCCACAGGUGCUUUAGAUACAAAGGCCGCCACGGCAGCAAACAAUGCUCAGAACGAGCUUCCCAGCGAUGUCGUGGUACUAAUAAGGCAACAGCAAUCAAGGAUACGGGCUGUGGAAAACAUUAUUAGCGGCAUCGACACAGUUGAACAGGCACAACCCAAAUCAUACUACGAAUUGAAGACAGCUACUUUAUCAAAGUACUGGGAAGAGUUGCGUCAAGGCCAUCAGAAUAUAUGGCAAUAUUCCAGCGAUCCAAAUGAAUUAGGGUACAACGAGGAGAAUUUUCUCAACCUCGAAGAGCGAAUUCAAGACACUUUAAUAUUUCUCGCUGAAUGUCGUUCAAAGCUAGAGCCUAGCAUAGCCACCGCUACAAGGGCCUUUCCAAGCAUCAGCUUGCCACACGUGACAAUUCCUGCCUUUGACGGCGAUUAUGCACAAUGGCAAUCCUUCCACGACUUAUUCCGCCAGAUGAUUCACGAGCAGCAAUUGGGAAAUGCUCAGAAAAUGUGGUAUUUGAAGAGCAAUCUAAAGGGUGAAGCAGAGCGACUUAUACGUCAUCUGCCCAUCACUGACGAAAAUUAUGACCUUGCAUGGACAACGCUAACAAACCGCUACAGCAAUCAACGAUUGAGGGUAGCCACGCUAUUGGAUAGGCUCACACAACAGCCGAUGAUUACUUCGGAUUCCCCCAGUGCUUUGAAAAAACUUCAUGACAUUACGAAGGAAUGUCUAGCAGGACUCAAGAACUUUAAUAUCAAUAUAGCUAGUUGGGAUCCCAUUUUAUUACAUAUUUUACUGAAAAAGUUAGACAAGGUUACGCACGCCUUAUACGAACAAACUUUGACUUCACCACGAGAACUGCAGCCGGUUGAUGCAUUUCUCGCGUUUUUGGAAAGACGCUUUCAGUCUUUAGAGGCCUUGUGUAGCGACAAGAAGAGUACGACUCAAAACAAACCUACAAACCGAACCUCGGCUUUAAUAUCCAUCAAGGACAGUCAAUCUUUACAGUGCAAAAACUGCAAGGGAAGCCAUCGAAUCUACACAUGUGAAGCCUUUAAACAAUUGUCCAUCUGGGAUCGAGUAGCCAAAAUCAAGCAGCUGAGGCUAUGUUUGAACUGCCUACGGGGAGGACAUCGAAGUGCACAGUGCAGCGCAGGAAGUUGUCUUAAAUGUGGAAAGAAGCACAACACUCUACUACAUAUGGACGCCAACAAUCAAGACAAAACAACGCCCUCUAUCACCGCAAUUCAAACAACAGCCAACGCCACCAAGCAAGGUCAAGUAUCAAGUAUUGUAAAGGACAAGGGUUCUACAAAUGUCAACCAUUCUAUUGCAUUAUCAACGGAAAUAUCUGCAUCAGAGGGGCCUUUCGUUCUAUUAGCUACUGCACUCAUCAAGGUGACAAACCAAAAGGGCAAGUCGAUAGAAAUGAGAGCUCUGCUGGAUAGUCGCUCCCAAAUAAACAUAAUUACAGAAAUGGCUGUGAGAAAGCUGGGACUACAACCAACUAGUUACCAUAUACACAUUCGUGGUCUGGGCGGAGCGUCGCAACAAUCGCAACAGAAGGUAACGUUGUCAUUGCAAUCAAGAAUCACUACGUUUGCACGGAAGAUAGACGCUAUAGUUUUACCACAUAUAACAUCCUCUCAACCAUCGCAAGGUCUGAAUUCAAGGAAUUGGGCCAUACCCGGCAAUAUUCAGCUUGCCGAUCCUCAUUUUGACCGGGAAGGGCAUAUUGAUCUACUUCUCGGAGCUGACAUCUACUACGAACUAUUAGCUACAGGGCAAAUGCGGCUAUCAAGGAACCUGCCACUGCUGCAAAACACGGUCUUUGGUUGGAUAAUUGCUGGAAGGGUGGCAACAUCCUAUCAGAAAGAGGUUACAUGCGGCAUCCUCAACACCGAUGAUUCCAAGCUAAGCGAGCAGAUAGAGCGUUUUUGGAAAUUGGAGGAACCAGAAUCUACAGAGAACUUCGCGAUGACAACACAAGAAAUAAAUUGUGAAAAUCAUUUUGGUGAAACCAUGAAACGAACGAACAAUGGACGUUUCAUUGUGAAAUUACCUUUCAAGGUGGAUCCAGCAAAACUCGGCAAAUCUAGGGGCAAUGCGGAGAGGCGACUUUUCAAAUUAGAAUGGAGAUUAGCACGAAACCCAGAACUACGCAAACAGUACAAUAAAUUUAUGGACGAAUACAAGCAACUGGGGCAUAUGACGGAAAUAGAUGAAGGAAGUAUUCCGAGUCUUCAUUACUUUCUUCCCCAUCAUAGCGUUCUGAAGCCAGAGAGCACCACCACUAAACUUAGAGCAGUUUUUGACGCCUCUUCGGAAACCUCUUCUGGAUACAGUUUGAACGAUGUACUUGCUACAGGCCCUACCAUCCAAUCCGAAUUAUUUACCAUUCUCGUACGAUUUCGGCUGCCUUGCUUUGUUUUUACUGCUGACAUCGAAAAGAUGUAUCGACAAGUCCAGGUGUCGGAGGAAGACAAGAGAUUUCAACUAAUUCUAUGGCGAAAUGAGCCUAAUGAACCUAUAAGAUGUUAUCAGCUGAACACGGUCACAUAUGGUACUUCCUCUGCACCAUAUCUAGCCACCAAAUGCCUACAAGAAUUGUCAUCACAGACAACGCACAAAUACCCAUCCGGUUCGACUGCAUUAAGACGGGAUUUUUAUAUGGACGAUGUGAUGUCAGGUGCAAACACCUUGACAGAAGCUAUUGAGACGCAACAUCAACUUCGCACAAUGUUGCAAUCGGCCGGCUUUAAGCUUCGAAAGUGGUGUGCAAACAACAAGAAUCUUUUAAACAACAUUCCUGUUGAAGAUCAGGCACUCCAACUGGACAUAACCCAAGAAAGGGAGGAAAACGUGAAGACACUAGGAUUAGUUUGGACUCCUAAGACAGAUGAAUUUCAAAUUAGAUGCCCAUACACGGAAUCUAAGAAAGUAACAAAGAGAUCAGCGUUAUCCGAUAUCGCUCAUCUGUUCGAUCCGCUAGGAUUGAUGGCACCAGUUACAGUUACUGCUAAAAUCUUCCUUCAAAGGCUGUGGAGUCUCAAAAUAGGUUGGGAUGAAGAAAUUCCUUUAGAACUACAGGCGGAAUGGUCAAGAUAUUAUAAUGACUUGCAGGGGCUGAAUCAAAUUAAGGUACCUCGUCACAUAUUUGGAGGGAAGGUACCUGAAAAAAUACAGUUACAUGUCUUUUCGGACGCUUCGGAAAAGGUGUAUGGUGCAGCGGUAUAUUUACGAGCUAUUCAGUCAGAUGGGGUUCACACAGUUCGUCUUUUAUGUGCAAAGUCGAAGGUGGCACCAUUAAAACGAGUGACCCUACCAAGAUUGGAAUUGUGUGCAGCAAGGCUAGCAGCUGAACUCGCUCAUCGGCUUAAACGGGACAUAGAAAUUCCAGACUAUAAUUGCUUUUACUGGACCGACUCCGAAAUUGUCCUAAAUUGGAUCAAUGCAGAAGCAUCGUCAUUUUAUACGUUCGUGGCUAAUCGAGUCGCUGCUAUACAACAAAAAUCCUCACCCAAGCAAUGGAGGCACAUACAUUCAAAGGAGAAUCCAGCAGAUUUGGUAUCGAGAGGUGUCGCUCCAGGAAAACUGCAGAAUUAUGCCCUCUGGUUCUAUGGGCCUAUAUUUCUUCAUGGGUCUGAAGAGUGCUGGCCGGAAAGGUUUCAUAGUGUAGAUACCACCUUGGAGAAAAAACGUUCAAAAAUGGUAUUGGCCAUGGUGAAGGACUCAAUUUCAAUUUCAAUCAAAACUCUUUUCAACGACUGCAACGCAUAA
Molecule: messenger RNA, 4125 nt
Organism: Hermetia illucens (black soldier fly)
Lineage: Eukaryota; Metazoa; Arthropoda; Insecta; Diptera; Stratiomyidae
Exons: 1
Coding region: 1-4125 (1374 amino acids)
Source: RefSeq, a predicted model, not a curated record